AAAAAAAAAAAAGAAAAAAAAAACGUCAGAAAUUCAAAUGCCGCAAUGACCCAGGGCUCUCGAUUGCAAUGAAGGCCGAGAACCUAUUCUUCAGCUGGUAUGCGUGCUCUUGCUCGCAAAUCCUGUCAUCAUAUUUAACUGGAAUCUACACUUCUCAGCUAAUGCAUUGUCCUCCUAGCAAAGGGAUUAUAACUGACGUUGUGAUUCAAAGCGGAAAUACAGUGCACUAUUGAAAUUUUAUAAGAGUUUAUAUGACCCUCGGAUAAAGUUGGAGUAAUUUUUUCUGCAUAUCGGCGAAAUGCUGCAGCAGCUACCAAAGAGACCUUGUGCCGCGGUGUUGGAGUCAAGCACAGAGCUUGUCUAUUUCUGCACGGGACAAGAACAGACUGACCAACCGCAGAGCAUGUUGGUCCAGUAACUAGCAG
Molecule: messenger RNA, 425 nt
Organism: Radiomyces spectabilis
Lineage: Eukaryota; Fungi; Mucoromycota; Mucoromycetes; Mucorales; Radiomycetaceae
Exons: 1
Coding region: 69-233 (54 amino acids)
Source: RefSeq, a predicted model, not a curated record